AUGGUUACCAACAACGCAUGCCCAGCAAUCCCGCUCCACACUCCCGAACUUCAGUGGACUCUCACAAUCGUAUUGGUUAUCAACAACAAGCAGCCACUGACUCCAGUCUUCGCUCUCCUCACUUAUGAAGAUGAUGAAUAUCGACAUACAUGUGAUUUCACCCCUGGGCACAAUCAGAGUCGCUACCACGAAAUUGAUGAUGAUCAUCGCGGUGGCGCCCGUGAGGCAUCUAAUCCACCUCCAUUAGACCGCCAGCAUACCAGUCACAAUGGGGAUGGCCACUGUCUUCCCGAUCACUACAAUGCAGGCCCAGCACGCAGUCACCAUGCCUUAGAAGACCCUUGCAAUCUCGCAAAGCGGUCUUACAACGAAGAGGAUGUGGGACAUCCUGUCAUGGGUACUUCUUAUCCUGAGCCACCUCCGAAGAAGCAUAAGAUAUCACAGCUUGAUGACAGUGCUAUCUGCAAGGUUGCUCCCUUGCCAGCACGGCAAAUCCCAUCUGGUGGUCACCCGACCUCUCCAAACAAUGGCAGGCCAGGCUCUUCGAAGGAUUUGUCCAGGGGUUAUCCUCCAGAUGGAAGGCAUUAG
Molecule: messenger RNA, 588 nt
Organism: Laccaria bicolor S238N-H82
Lineage: Eukaryota; Fungi; Basidiomycota; Agaricomycetes; Agaricales; Hydnangiaceae
Exons: 2
Coding region: 1-588 (195 amino acids)
Source: RefSeq, a predicted model, not a curated record